UUCACUUUGAACCCAGACAUUGCACGCAAAUACCAAGGGAAAGAUCUGCAGCUGCUCGGUUACACACAAAACGAAGAGAUAUUUUGUUGCAUUUGCAACAAUGGUGAUGGCUAAGCGAGCAGGCCAAAUGCUGGGAGCUGCUGGAGCAGGGCUGGGGUAUCGGGCAGGGGGCAUCCGCAGGGUGGGCCGGGAAUGAGAUCUAACCUGGGCCAGCCGCCUGCUGAGAUCCCGGAUCGCCUCCUUGCAGGUCGGAUACACAGGAGGGGGGCUUGGGGGUUUAGACAGGCUCUGGGUUGGCGUCGUAUUUGAAGAGGGUUUCAAGUGCCUGGCGCAAGGACAGUUUAUAACUCCCGAGCUGAACCGUGCAUUUGAGUUUUCAGGCUAUUCAUCCGUUGUGGCCUCUCGUCGGGCGUUUAGGUUUUGUUUGUUUACUUGUGUUAAGGAAACAAAAUGACCACAGACGUGCAAAAUCCCAACGAUCCCUAAGGAAUUUACAGGAGCAAAAGAAGGCGAGAAGGAGGCUCUGGCACUAACAUGGCAACGCGCCACAAGAAGCAAACCUGGCAUAGAGUCUGUAAAGACUUCAGAUACUAAUUUGUAGGAAAUGAGAGAGAAAAUAUUUGUAGAUUUCCCCCCCCCCAUUUUUGCAAUCCUCCAUUUUAUCCAAACAUUUUUAAAAAUGGCAAAUUCCAGACUCUCAAGAUACCAGAUUUCCACUUCUUCAAAUAAGAAAGAUUUGCAGAACUACUAGAACGUGGUUGGAUCUGGAAAGAUUAAGAGUCCCUUCUGAACUGCCCCAGACACUAUGGAUUCUAUCAAGAUGUCCUGCAAGGCUGUCCUCAGGCGAGGCAGUAAGAGGCAGUGGAGCUGGCCUCGGCACUGGGAGAGGCUGGAAUUCCUGUCUCUCUGUGCUGAAUGGCUGCGAUGGCGCCCGCUCUCACUGACGCAGCAGCUGAAGCUCACCACAUCCGGUUCAAACUGGCUCCCCCAUCCUCCACCUUGUCACCUGGCAGUGCCGAGAACAACGGCAACGCCAACAACAUCCUUCUCACUGCCAACGGCACUAAAAGGAAAGCCAUUGCUGCAGAGGAUCCCAGUGUAGAUUUCCGUAAUAACCCUACCAAGGAGGAGCUGGGCAAGCUGCAGCCACUGGUGGCCUCUUAUCUCUGCUCGGAUGUAACAUCUGUUCCUUCAAAAGACCCUUUGAAGCUACAAGGAGUCUUCAACAAGCAGACAGUUCUUAAACCUCACCCUCUCUUAUCUCAGUCCUUCUUGAAAACAAGCGAUCUGUUGGGGAGACAGCCAGUGUUGGAGUUUUCUUUGGAAAAUCUAAAAAACAUGAAUACUAGUGGUCAGCCACCUCUUCCACAAGCACCUGUGAAUGGCUUGGCCAAGAAAUUGGCUAAAAGUACCAAUUCAGACCAUGAAAACUCCAGUUCACUUAAUGGCGGGAAGCGUGCUCCCCUCUCGGCCACCCUCCAGGGUGUUGACUCUAACACUGCAGGGGGUUCUGAAUCGGGGGACUUGAAGACGGGUUUGACCAAUUGCACUCUUCCACACAGAAGCCUUGAUGCUGAGCGCACAUCUCCAUUUAGCAAUAAUAGCACUGCAAACAAUUUGUCGCUUAAUUCUGCAGCGCAGCAGCGGGUGAUUGAAGGAAGCAGUGGAGAGAAUAGAUUAUCUGGUGUAGAUGCACAUUCUGAUUUUGGGAGCGGCAAGACAGAGGAGCAGAAGUCUCCUCUGUCGGCUAGUCUCUUCAGUGCCAUGGACUCCGAUUUGAGGACAAGGGCAGUGUUACGGCGGCAGGCAGACAUUGAGAACCGUGCUCGCAGGCUGCAGAAACGCCUGCAGGUGGUGCAGGCCAAGCAGGUAGAGAGACACAUCCAGCAACAGCUGGGUGGCUUCUUGGAGGAGACUCUGAGCAAACUGCCAAACUUGGACUCUCUGAGGCAUCGGAGCCAGCUGAUGCUCACCCGCAAGGCAGAAGCAGCCUUGAGGAAAGCUGCAAGUGAAACAAGUACGUCGGAAGGACUAAGCAGCUUCUUGAAGAACGACUCUAUUUCAGAGGAACUGGAGAGGUUUACAGCCAGUGGGAUGGCCAAUUUGAGAUCCAGUGAGCAAGCAUUUGAUUCGGAUGUCACUGAGAGCAGCUCAGGAGGGGAAUCUGACAUUGAGGAGGAGGAACUGACCAAAGCAGAACCAGAACAGCAUCAUGUACCACUGAGGAGACGGGCAGAAUGGAGAUGGGCAGCAGACCGAGCAGGUAUAGUCAGUCGCUGGAACUGGCUCCAAGCUCACGUCUCAGACCUGGAAUACCGAAUCCGACAACAAACAGAUAUUUACAAGCAGAUUCGUGCUAAUAAGGGGCUGAUAGUCCUUGGUGAAGCGUCGUCCCCAGAUACUGCAGUAGAUGAUGCAUCCCAUCCCCUUAGUGCCGAAGUUAAGCUGGAGCCCGGGACUGACAGACUGGGUGCUUCCAUUUCCCAGCCAGUAGUGAAUCUUGGUACAUCUGCUGGAAAUACUCCAGAAUCCCUUCCCUCCAAACCCUGUGGAGCGCUGAGACCCGUCAAUGGAGUUAUUAACACUCUUCAGUCUGGCUUGGCAGAACAUGCUCAGGGAGAUGGCACAGAUGUUGAGGAGCUGUUGCAUAAAAAGCAGCGACUGAACAUGGUCUCUGCUCCUUCUGAUGGAACCUGUGUAGCAGCUCGCACUCGCCCAGUACUAAGCUGCAAGAAGCGGCGGCUCGUUCGACCUAGCAACAUCAUACCCCUCUCCAAAAAGGUUCAUCGUAACAGCACGGUGCGAUGUAGCUGUGAUGUGAACCCGUUGUGUGCCAUCUGUGGCACUCGAAGCUCCAUAUCUCCGGAAAUCCAGUAUGAAGCCCCUUUGCUGGAGCGCCUCUCCCAGCUGGACUCAUGUAUUCACCCAGUUCUAUCAUUCCCAGAUGAUGUGCCGACGAGCCUGCACUUCCAGAAUAUGCUGAAAUCCCAGUGGCAGAGCAAGCCCUAUGAGAAAAUCAAACCUCCCAAAAAGCUCUCGCUCAAGCAUAGAGCCUCCAUGUCGGCCAGUAGCCUGUCUGACCCUGCUCGCAAGGACCGCCACAAACUGGUCAACUCCUUCUUCACUGCAGCCAAGUGCUCACAUCACAAAAUCCAACCAGACAAGGCACACAGGCAGCCCUUAGACGAUCUAAUGGCUGUGUCCAAGGCCAAGAGAGCGCCAGAGCGCUCACUUACCCUGCCUCCUGCACAUGACAAAAAGCAAUUGUGGGACUACUCACCUGAGAGACACGAAGUGUUAAAGCAUCACACGGAUGUCGGAGGCCCAAGCUACCUAUCAGCGACUGCAGCCUCUAUGCCCCACAGCCCCAUAGUGCGGCAGCUGUCCACAUCCUCUGAAAGUUCUGCUCCUGCCAGCACAAGUUCACAGGGCACUUCUAGCAUGUCUCAGCCGAGGAGGAGGAGAGGCGAAAGUUCCUUUGAUAUUAAUAACAUUGUCAUCCCGAUGUCUGUUGCUGCAACAACUCGUGUAGAGAAACUACAAUACAAAGAAAUCCUCACGCCUAGCUGGCGUGAAGUGGAUAUCAGUGCUCUGAAAGUGAACCCUGAGGAAGACAAUGAGGAGAUUGAGGACCUGUCCGAUUCAGCCUUUGCUGCUCUUCAUGCCAAGUGUGAAGAGAUGGAGCGGGCAAGAUGGCUCUGGAGCACCAGUCUGCCCCCUCAGCGGCGAGGCAGCAGGUCUUACAGAUCAGCAGAUGGUCGGACAACCCCUCAGCUGGGGAACCCCUCCACUCCCCAGCCACCAUCCCCCGAUGUGGGCAACUGCCUCUCCCCGCGCAGUCCCGUCAGCCCUGAACUGCACUCUGCCCCUCUCACGCCUGUUUCCCGUGACUCCAUGCGGCUCUUGUCCAGCGAGGACACCCGUUGUUCCACACCCGAGUCUAGUCUUGACGAACAGGCUGUGCAUCCCUGGGAGCGACGCUACUUCCCGCUCUCCUACAACCCCAAGACAGAGUGCGAGGACCCAUCUGAUCCCCAGGACCGGUUGUCGCGCUGCACCCGGCGCACGUCGGGCAGCAAGUCAUCCCGGGAGAUGGACAGCGCCCUCCCCUUGCCCGCCCUCCCCAGCCCCAAGAGCCGGAACCCAGCGGUGGCCGCUUCCGCAACAGCAACAGCAGUUCAGCGGCCGGCACACAGAUAGAGACGGACAGGAAGAAAUGAGCAAAACCAACACACAGAACUAACUUGGCAUUAAAGCUUCCGAAAUCUGCGUUUGAUAUUCAAACAUCCUGCCGGGAAUUUUCACAGUUUUUAGUGAAUUUAAGGAGUUUAGAAACUGUUUUUUUUGUUUGUUUGUUUGUUUUGGUUUUUUUUUUGUUUCGUUUUUUUUCCAUGUUUCCUUGUCACACAGUAAGAGCACCCCAGCUUCCUCCCAGCAGAGUGAAGUCUCGGGAGGAGAGCAGCCUGCCAGACACCCUUCCGCAACUCCCCCUUAGGUGUAUAACUCUAGAGCACAGGAUUUAGCUGACUAGCAGACUUCGGGGAUUUUUUUUCUCGAGCGAAAGGGGAUUUUUCUCUUACUCUCUGCUGCCUGCUGCCUCCUCCCCGAAAAGUUUUAGUGGAGUGAAAUUAGUGGUGAAAAGUGAUGUCUUUGGAAUGCAACCUCCCGCACUAGCUGUCUUUCCCCAUGUGCAGAGCUGAGAUCAGCAGUCUCUGCACCCCCACCCUCUGUCAUUUUGUUCCCUAGGUUGUAGUUCCAGGUAUUACCUCCAUGAUUCCCCCAGGCUGCCUGCUGCAUUGCACUGUAUUGCCCUUCAUUUCUUCCUUUCUCCACUCCUGCUUUUAGAGCAGCUGUUUGCUUCAUGAAGGACAAGCCUUCCUGUCACUUGGGGAAAGGAAGGCCACUCGUUAGCUGCUUCAUGCGCAGCUCCAUGUGGGAGAGUGAGAUUUCGGAAGCAGCCUUGUUCCGUUCACACCUUGUGUUUGUACUGGGUGAAGGGCAGGGAAGUGGGAGUCCAACCCAGCAUGUUCUGGUGCUUCAGCAGGAGCAGAGUUUAUCCUUUUGCUGGGCUCUGACUGCCUGUGGCACCAGUACACGCUUUGCUGCAGGAAAUGCAGUUCUGUUACCAACACUUUAAUUUCUCUUCCUGGUUUUUUACCCACCACAAUUAGAAAAUCUCAGGCUAGGUUAGCAGCUGGCCAUCAGAAUGUCACUUCUGUUGUUACUGUUACUGCUUAGAAAUCACGAUGAGCUGCAGAUGCCAGGAGUGUUCAGUUGGCAGGACUAGGACUCAGCAAUUCACCACGUGAAAUCUGUAGGCUGCAGUACAUAGGCUGCUAAUGUUUGUUUCGCUUAAAUUGGUUUGAUCUAUUUAAAAAAAAAAAGUCCUAAGAAAAAGCAAGUGUCAUGUGCUGCUCGAAGUCCAGCUCAGUAGAGCCUUGGCUGCUUGCUUAGGAAAAGAUCAGGACUUGUUUUUCACCACUGCUUAACUCCACUUCCACACAAAUUUUGAAAACAAAUGUUUAGUCAGUUUCAUUUUUGAGGACUUUUUGGUCUGAGGAUCAUAAAGUUUGACAGGUAUUUUAUUUUAAAAUGGCCCCACCGCUGCCCCCUCCCCCUCUAGAGACUCCUGGAUCCCACACACCGUUCCCAUCUGUAAUGUUUUCUGACCCUAGCGGUGUGGCUAUUGGUCCCGUUCCUGUUGUUAGCAUUGUGCCUGUCUUAUGUAUAAUCACAUCACCAAAAAAGGAAAAAAAAUACAAAGGACAUAAUUUUUUUUUUCCAUUUUGUAAUCGUAAAGAAAUAGUAGCUAAACUGCUUAAUGGUUGGGGUUUUUUCACAAUUUUCAACAUUAUCUAGUGUUUUUGGUUCUGUUCUAGUUUAAAGGAUUUGUCAUCGUUUCUUUAAAAAAAACAAAAACAAAAAAAAACAAUGCUACCAUAUCCCUUUGCAUAAGUGCUUUUCUAUUUAUAAGGUUGAAAAUUCUGAAUAACCCUUUUAGCAUUAUAAAAAAAACCACAAAAAAACCACCUUGUAUUUUGUAAAUAUUUUUCUUUUCCUGCUUUGAGCUGUGUAAUGUCCUUGUUCUAUAGAAACGCUUUUCUUCUGAGAAGCUGAUCUUUGUUAAUGUCCUGAUUCUGUUUGCAAAGCACAAAUGUGCUUAUAAAAAAAAAAGAAAAGAUUAAAAAAAAUUUAAAAAAUGUA
This is a messenger RNA of Malaclemys terrapin pileata, 6204 nucleotides long. It is a transcript of the gene KANSL1, whose product is annotated as KAT8 regulatory NSL complex subunit 1. The transcript is spliced from 16 exons. Bases 916 to 4200 code for a protein of 1094 amino acids. The record is from RefSeq and is a predicted model, not a curated record. Gene Ontology annotation, molecular function: histone acetyltransferase binding. Gene Ontology annotation, cellular component: NSL complex. Lineage: Eukaryota; Metazoa; Chordata; Testudines; Emydidae.